CUAUCUUUUUCCUAUAGUGACAUGUUCCUGUGGACGAAAGGAGGGAGACAGUCAGCCCUGAAAUACGUUGUUAUGAUCAGUGACGGACUGGUAAAUAACAGGGACAAGGCCAAAAGGAAGGCGAGAGAACUCUCUCAACGACAAGACGGAAUCAAAGUGGUAGGCGUGGGACUAGGCAGGUCUGUGUAUCACACAGUGUUGGAGAGUGUGGCCUUCAAUAGCUCGUACUUACUGGCACCAGAUCCUCAUAAACUACUUCACCUCCUACAAUGGGAUCUACACGACCCGAACGUUACAGGUUGUGUACAUAACUUCAGUGCUGAUAUACUUGUAAUAGUGGAAACAUCGGCGUCACAGAGCGACAAAUCCUUCAAGAAAGCGCUGACCUUCCUACAAACAUUUCUGGAUAAAUUCAACCCCAGUCAUACUAAUAACGCCAUAACCAUCAGUGUAGCUGUAUAUAACAGUACCACAAACUAUGUCAUACGGGAAUGUCCACUGUCAAAUAUACAGUAUAUAAUGGAUGCCAUAAGGACACUUGGACAAUCCCAAGAUCAAGAACAGAACUGGGAUCAUAUGCUGAGGUUUGUUGAUAACCAUACUUCCUACAGCAGUGUUACAACUCAUAAAUACGCCAUGUUUGUAACAACUGGGUCUAUACCAGAGGAAUCAGUGGUACACGUGAAGACGAAACUCAUGCAUCUGCGUGACAACAACAGUGUGCGCGUGGUGAUGGUAGGAAUCACUGACCACUCGAACUGGAAAGUAGUAGAAAAUGUGUACGAGUGUGGAUUCUAUUCCUUCUCCACCGAGGAUGUAGACAUCGUGUCACGUGUUCUAUUGAAUGACAUCAAAUCCACAAACUGUACCAAACUGGAGAAAUGAUGCCUUGCCCAAUAGAUAAGUUACAUAAAGAACUGUAAACUAUUUUAAAAAGCUUUGCUGCUCAAAAAAACAAAUAUGCCCGUCCGUCACUCCACAAUUGGUUAAGGUUUUCGGCAAAGUUUCUUCAAAAGCCUACACACGUUAUCAAACACAUCUUCACGAGCUUCUGAUUGCGUUACACUCCAUGUGGCUAGCGAAGAUGCAACAAACAGUACUAUAAUAAAUAAUCGCAUCAAAGUGUCUCGUACAGUUGAAGAUAUUCAAUUCAUCCAGCGAGCCCUGUAUUUUUAUGACAGAUACUCCCGAGUUUGGCCUCCAAGUUAAGUCAUGAAAAUUCAGACAAAUUUUCAGAAUAUCCAAUUGAUGGAUUUGUUGAUCAUAACCAUUGAUAUUUUUCAAAUAUUUUAACGCAUUACCAGUUAAUAAUGUACUGUAAUGACUUAAAGCGGACAAUUUUAACAUGAUUGUGUAGUGUGUUCAUGAUAAUAGUAACCCUUUGAGUGAGACAGUUGAGCAGACAUGGGGAGAAAAUUAUCUUCACCUUCCCAACUUUUAACGUAUUUUAACUAGCAUCUUAGCCAUAAAAAUCAACAUCAUACAUCACUCAAUUCUGUCAUAUUCACACUCCAGUAUAAAUAUCGGAAUGUACCCAUAUAUAGGUCAAAUGCGAGGUUAAAGUUCAAACACCAAUCUAGGACAUUCUACCUUGCAGACAGUGAAGCAAUCAUGUAUUAGCAGUAUGUUCUGUUCUAUCAAUAGCUUUAAUAUAGUAAUAAAGAAGUUAUUUUGUUUCAAAAAAAAAAAAAAAAAAUAUGACAAAAAAUAUUUUCAGUGCAUAGAAUCUGUCCGGUACAAGUUCCAUACAGUCUAGCUUGCCCGGUUAUGAAUGGAGAAUACAUUUCUUUAUAUGUCGGUAUCUACUUCAUUGUUCAAUAUAAGCACAUGUGGAUGACACAAAAAUAACUCCUGACUUCAACUGAUAGAAGUGGCAUUCAAUGCUCCAGCAAUAUAACAUUUCCCCAACUAUGUUACAACGUCUUUUGUGAUCACCGUCAGACAUAAGAUAAACUUUUUGGUCAGGAAAAUCCAAAUAUGACCAGUAGUGGAAAUUGGUCCUCUAAGUUUGCCAAAUCACGUACAUUAUCACAAAAUUCAUUCUGUAAAAAUACAAAGUUGUAGUUAAUUCAUUAAGGUAGUGGAAAGGAAUAAAUCUUUGAAAUAAAUGACAGGACAUAUUGCCCCAAAGAAGGGAGUAGGUGACAGGAACCUUCAAGAUGUACAUAAAUAGAUUAUAAAAUAAGUGACUGAUUUAUUUGUGUGGUGACAUGUAUAUUCACGAUAAGAAAAUGUUGAAAACAUGGAGGGCUACCCCGAUAUCCCCCAAUUCAGGGCAUUACAAUGAUCUCUCACACCAGAUACAGUGUGUAUACAACUGUCCAGGAUAUUACAAGGAUAUCUCAGCGCAGGUAAAGUGUGGAUACACCUGUCCAGGGAAGUAUAGGGAUAUCUCACACCAGGUAAAGUGUGGAUACACCUGUCCCGAGUAUUACAAGGAUAUAUCACACCAGAUAAAGUGUGAUACAACUGUCCAGGGUAGUACAGGGUAUCUCACUCCAGGUAAAGUGUGAUACACCUGUCCAGGGUAGUACAAGAUAUCUAACACCAGGUAAAGUGUGAUACACCUGUCCAGGGUAAUGUAGGGAUAUCUCACACCAGGUAAAGGGGUACAGGGUUCCCAGCGAUGUACGGAGUCGAAGAGGAUUAAUUCAAACAUCUUAACAUGUUUGUGCUCAUUUUAUUUUAUUGAUUACAAUAUCAAAGUUUAAGAAUUAAAUCUCACUUUCAAUAUUA
This is a messenger RNA of Pecten maximus, 2736 nucleotides long. RefSeq lists its product as uncharacterized. NCBI's taxonomy places the organism in Eukaryota, Metazoa, Mollusca, Bivalvia, Pectinida, Pectinidae. The coding region runs from base 22 to 885 and encodes 287 amino acids. The transcript is spliced from 2 exons. The record is from RefSeq and is a predicted model, not a curated record.